Messenger RNA from Bipolaris oryzae ATCC 44560, 483 nucleotides. RefSeq lists its product as uncharacterized. Lineage: Eukaryota; Fungi; Ascomycota; Dothideomycetes; Pleosporales; Pleosporaceae. Bases 1 to 483 code for a protein of 160 amino acids. The transcript has 2 exons. The record is from RefSeq and is a predicted model, not a curated record.
AUGGUGCUGUUGGGGGCAAACAUAAGAUCUACGCCAGUUACAACUUCUAAUUCAGAGCGUAUCAAGGUAAGUGUCCUCUACGGUUUGGACGAGAAUAGCAAAAAACCUAUUCUUGUCUUCAAGCUCUGCUCAGACGCUAAAGGUCCCGAGGUGAAGACGGAAUGCGGCCUCUGCGCUAAACUUGAUAAUGAUAAAUAUCCUUUACUACCCUUCCUUUACGUAACUAAGAAACUUAUCUCCCGUCGCGACAGUCACCUCGAAAUUCUCAACAAAGACCUCCUGCUCCCAUCGGUACUCAAAUGGUGCUUCAACGCGGCUAUCAAGGCAUCCCUCGUUGACGUCAAACUUGCUCUGCUCGCCGGAUGGAGGCACAAGCUCACAGGCGCUUACAAAUACCUGUUCAUUGUCUCGCGCGCUCACCAUCCUUGGCCCGAAGCCAGUAUGGAGAAUCAUCCCGAGUCCGGUGUUCACGAGCUCCAUUGA